Actinia tenebrosa (Australian red waratah sea anemone) is the source of this 1422-nucleotide messenger RNA. Its product is annotated as transmembrane protein 267. The record is from RefSeq and is a predicted model, not a curated record. NCBI's taxonomy places the organism in Eukaryota, Metazoa, Cnidaria, Anthozoa, Actiniaria, Actiniidae.
UUCAAAAUGGCGGACGAAGACAGGUUUUGUUUCUAAACAAAAAAUCAAGCUAAGAUUAAUCGAGUUAAAAAAAAAUCGAUCGAAAUCCAGUUGCAAAAGAAUACUGAAGUAUUGUGACAAGCUGAUAAGCCUUCUUGUGCUUUGUCGUCACUGGAAACAAGAGGAUUUCAAUGAACAUUUCUCAAAGUUAUUUUUUUUAGCUGAACACUUAUAUUCUGAAUUGCUGUCAAAAAAGAUAUAUUAAGAAUGAUUUUGAGCUGAAAAGUUAUAAUUUUAAGAGUUGGAGACGCAUAUUUUAAAUGGCAGUGACGUUUUGAAGACGAAAAAUCUCUUCAUCCGACAAUUUAGUAUGAAACAUUUUAGUGUACAUUAACAAUGCUCAGUUUUGCAAUCAAAGGUUUUCAACGUUUAAGUGGAUGUCUAUGGAGAAGUAUAUUCACCAUGUGGGAUGCUAUAACUUAUGGAAUAACCAAGUCUAUGUUCAUUCUGCAGUACAUAUUCCUUGGAUUGAUAUGUGUGACAAUUGAUUAUUUGUUAACACUUCCCAUUAUUGAUAACAGGGAUUUUAGCAGAGCUAUGGUUGAUAACAUGGGGCAUGCUUUGAUUGGUGGAGUCAGCUGGAUCACUGUUGUGGGUAUUCAUAGAAAGGGUAUAUUACAGGCGAUUGGUUGCGCGGUGAUGUCUAGUCUUAUUGAUGUGGAUCAUUUUGUUAUGGCAAGGUCACUUCAUUUAAAGAAUGCUGUUUCUCUGCCCCAUCGUCCUCCACUGCAUGCAACAACAAUCCUUCCAUUUGUGGUCCCCAUCCUUCAAGUUUGGUGCGCACAGAACAUUCCAUGCCUGCACCAUCUACCAUACAUGUUCAUAGUUGCUGUUCUCUCACAUCACUUGCGAGAUGCGUAUAGGCGUGGUCUAUGGUUUUGGCCAAUGGGUAGCACACCACCCCUCCCCUACUGGGUCUAUUUAAGUUGUGUGGUGAUUUUGCCAGUGAUCGUUAGAGAUGCUAUUGAAGCUAUUGAAAAGCUUCCAGUUUCUGAACUAGGGACUGAUGGAUUGCAAGGAAAAGCAAUUCAAGAGCAAGUAUAGCUAGCUAUCGGUAUAUGAAUUUGUAUAGGAAAUCGCACGAUCUUGAGUACAAUUUGGAAAAAAGGAUCGUGCAAUUACAAGAACUUUCAAAACAUUACGAGUGUCUAUUAAUUCCAAAUUGUACGAGAAGAUCGUGCGAUUUUUUGUUUAUAGUUCACUCAACUAAAUUUCAGUAAAAAAUGCAAAGCAACGCUUUUCAUCUUUGUCUAUUUGGCGGCUGAUUUUCAGUCUAUCGCACAACUGAAAUGCAUAACAAAGAUUAGUUCUUACGGCUUUAAAAUUUUAUUUAUAUGUUUUUUAAGUACAAAAUGAUAGAAAAUAAUUGUUUUGACAUUGUUU